GUUGAGACGAGACACGGCUCUCGAUGCUUUAAAAUUACACUUUAUCCACUGAGAAAAACGCCCAGUUCUGGAACCGUCAACUACCGACCAUGACCUGAUUGAUUCGAUCCUAAACCCUUGAUUUACCCUGUAGCAUCGUGUCUUUUUGCUUCAACCUCAGCUCUCCCUUCAAUGGGCUCUUGUCACAAGUAAUGGCUAGGUAUGGUACAAAUUCCAAUUGAAUCAUACUACAAAAAAAAAACCAUGCUUGAUUUAUACUACUAAACUACCGAGUCAUUCCGUUGUCAUAGAUCUCAGCAUCUCAGUUUCGUCAGAAGUUGGCAGAAUGCAUAGGGGUGACCGUGGUGGCAUAUCAUCCGCUCAACGUAUCGCCUGACACAUCUUCAACUUAUCCAUUCCCACUGGCAGGAUGCAGAGGCGAGCAUGAAUCGCCUGUCCUUAUCGCAUUACAUGGAUAAUAUGCAUUGAUCAGUCCCCGGAUGCUAUAAAUCCUAGGAAUGUUUAGCGAUUUUAAGCGACAUUCGGAUCCUCAGUGAUGCGAUAUCGGUGGCUCGUAUCGUAUAAUGCCCCUCUUUCAACGUAUCGUUCAGCUGAAGAGAAAAGGGAUUGAGAAGUUUCAAGACAUUUUCAGUUUGAAUCACACCGAUAUUCGAAACAUGAUAGAUUCCAUGCGAGAGUCUUGUGAGAGAGCGAGUCAAACCUCCACGAUGCUAGAAGGAGCUGUUGAGUCACGUGUGAGUGUGACUGUCUCGAUCUCUUCCUGUCAUUCUGCUUCACGAUAUGUUCAACCCAACUCAUACUAUUUGUAUAAGCGGGUCAUAAACAUCGAGAUGGCGCCAAAAGUGUUUAUAUUAUCCCGAAACUCGUCGUUUCUCGUACGGAUAUUGUCAACUUUAUUCCGCCGACCAUUCACACUAACAGGGGAGCAUGACGUCGAUCUCCAGCCGAAUACACUAACAAUCAGUGAAAUUACUGACCCUCUUUGGAAGACUUCAGCACUCAAGCGCGUCUCCCUGGCCAAUUGCGAGUGGCACAGCACGCGUUGAGUAGGCUGUCAGUUGUGGCUCCGAGCCGUCUGGGGACUGUUUGAACGCUAACCAAAGACACAUUGGCCCAGGAACCAUGGUCGCAAAGGCUGCGGGAAAAAACCAUUCGUCAGGGGCCUUAAGAGCCUGCUGGCCAAUCUGAGUCUCUGUCGCAAGCCACAGGAAAACGUCCAGGGGUAGCGUGUCGAGAGUGCAAUGACACAUGGACGCCAUUUCCUAAAAUCAGGGACGAGACAAUCCAGAAUCAAAAUCUGAAUCUGAACGAGAAGCAGAACCGAGACAAUGGUGGUUAGAUGACCUGAACGAACCUGAACCCCAGGAUCUCUCUUACAGCGAGCCUUGGUGGAAAACGAUGCCGUUGCCCCAUCCGGCCCUCGUUCCGAACAUGCUGGUACCAUGGGCCGCAGAAGUCAUCCCUCUUUGGCAUCGAGAGCUGCACAAUUAAGCAUCACCUUGACAUGAUAUGGUAGACUCUAAUCUGCUCCGAGCGUGAUCCCCUGAGCCAAGAACUCGAACCAGGCACCGUCUCAACAGGAUUGGCUAGAUCAAGGCCAGGGGUCAGACAUGCCGACGUGUGAUUGGAGACGGUUACAUUACUCGACCCCCCGUCACAGGAGGUCAUCCACACAUGAACAGGGUCUCUCAGUUCCAUGUAGGUAUCGUGAGGCCAUGGCUCAGCAUGGGGCCUGACCACGAGCCCACUCAGACGACGGCCUCGCCUGCAGCUCAAUCUCCUUGUUGUGGGUGACUGCGCUGGUGUCCGCGCUUCUGCCCAUGGCUCAUUUCCUGGGGAUCCAUAUCCAUCUCGUGCACCUGUCGAUCUCUUAAUAUUCAUGUCCCUUGCUUCCUUGCCUGUCACUCAUUCUUUUUUGUUUCCUUGCUUUGUUAAAACGUUUCUGUCGCUGGUCCGCGAGUUCAUCGACCUUUCCUCGUCAGCUGCAUCACUCGUUCUGUUGCUCGACGACAAUUACACUCUUUUACCAAACGCCCGUCAGGAUAUAUGUCUCGUUCGUGACAAUUAGUUGAAGGACUGGAGGUAUUCGCGCAUAUAAAAUAAGAACAACCCGUUCUGGAAUUUACCGAAACGAAAUCGACUCGUAUUCACCGACGACAAUCUCAAUGAGACUCAUCAACCUUUCGGCUGCCCUUCUGGGCGCCUUAUCUGCGCCAUCAAUGGUCGCUGGCAAGCAACACGGUCACCGUCACAAUGGUCUUGAGCACUUGCGACAACAUCUUCCCGUUCAGUCUUCGACUCUUGAGAAGCGUGGUGGACAAUGCCAGUUCCCUACCGAUGACCCCAACAUGGUCGCUGUCACUCCCGAUGCGAAGAACGCCGGUUGGGCUAUGAGCCCCGAUCAGGAGUGCAAGCCUGGAUCUUACUGCCCUUUUGCCUGCAAGCCCGGUAUGGUUAUGAACCAAUGGGAUCCGGAUUCUACUUAUGAGUAUCCCGCUUCAAUGAACGGAGGUCUCUUCUGCAACAAGAACGGUGAAAUUGAGAAGCCUUUCAAGGGCAAGCCCAACUGUGUUUCUGGCACUGGUUCCAUUGAGGCCGUCAACAAGUGUGGUUCAAAGAUGUCUUGGUGCCAGACUGUCCUGCCUGGUAACGAGGCUAUGCUUAUCCCUACUCUUGUUACAUCUAGUGCAACUCUGGCUGUUCCCGGAUCUUCGUACUGGUGCUCCACCGCUGCUCACUUCUACAUCAACCCCCCUGGUACUGGUGAGGAGGGCUGCAUCUGGGGUACCGAGUCUGAGCCCAUUGGCAACUGGAGCCCCUACGUUGCCGGUGCUAACACUGAGGCCAACGGCCAGACCUUUGUCAAGAUUGGCUGGAACCCUAUCUGGGAGGACUCAGCUCUGAAGAGCAAGCUGCCCGACUUCGGUGUUGAGAUUCAGUGCCCUGACGGCGGUUGCAAUGGCCUUCCUUGCAAGAUCGAUCCUACCAAGGGUGAGGGUAACGUUGGCAGCAGCCUUUCCGCUAAGGGUGCUGGCGGCGCUGCCUUCUGUGUUGUUACCGUGCAAAAGGGCAGCACUGCUCAGAUCGUUGCCUUCUCCGCUGGCAAAGGCUCAUCCGGCGGUGAUGACGAUGACGAAGAGACCGAGUCUUCUACCGCUGAGGCUGAGCCCUCUACCACAGCCGCGGCCAAGACCACUUCCAAAGAGCCGGUUGUCUCUACUACCCAGGAGCCUUCGACUACCGCUGAGCCCACCACUUCGGCACUCUCUACCACCACUUCCUCCACCUCCAGCUCCACUACUAGUGUUGAGACUACCUCUUCUGCUGAGUCUAGCAGCACCACCGAGCAAGAGACUUCCUCCGAGACCACCACCGAGGAGCCUACGUCAACCAUAUUCACCACUGCUACUUCCAAGACCACCAAGCACAAGACCACUAAGAAGGUCUAUCCCACUGUCAAGCCUGGUAUCUUCCGUGAGAAUGGAACCUCUACCUACUCCUCCUCCGAGUCCGAGGAGACCGCUGCCGCCACUGAGGCCGACUCUGGAGCGGCUCCCACUCAGUCCAAGGAAAGCGAGGCAGGUCGCCAUCAAGGCAACACUGCUGUCGCUGGCCUUGUCGUCGCAUUCAUCGCCGCCGCUUGUUUCUUCUAAUUUCUAUAUCCUUUGACGACCACUUACCACUGCCUUGACGCAGCUGGCAUUCUAUUCACACAAACUAUUUUCUACGACAUUGCUUUGUUACUGGUACUUUACAUAUCUUAUCAAGCCAACUACCUAUCGGCGAUAGUGUCUAUUGUCUUAUUACUAGACUCCCCAACAGUCUUCUGGCUGUUGGGAAGGCUGGUUGCUAAUACCCGCCCCCGGGUAUAAUAUUCUUCAAGAGUCCCCUUGUCUGGGCUCUCUUGUGGGCCCGUGGGCAUUAUAUACAAGUUUCAACGCUUCAUUUCACGGUCGAUAUACCCUUUUUUGCACACAUUGGAGACUUUUUGGAUGUUUGGAGAAAACAAGCGAUGGUUUUAAGUUUAUUCUCGCGAUUAACGACGUAUGCACACAUGAAUCAGAGUUUUAGGAGGGAGGGGGAACUUGUACGGUUGAACAAAAGCAGGAGAUGGGUGUGGUUUAGUCGAUGGGAUGAUGCUCAACCAUCUCGGCUUAUUAUUACUAUAAAAACACUUUUUUGAUUAGACAUAUUUAAUGGGUGUGAUGAACGCUGUCACACGUAGCUACUGGAAAAGAAAUAUGUGUCUGGUCGUUUUGAUUGCCACAAAGUACAUCCUCAUAUUAUAGCCAUACUCUAAUCUUACUAUCCCCUGGGUAUCGUACAGAA
This is a messenger RNA of Fusarium verticillioides 7600, 4329 nucleotides long. RefSeq names its product murein transglycosylase. The record is from RefSeq and is a predicted model, not a curated record. The transcript has 4 exons. Lineage: Eukaryota; Fungi; Ascomycota; Sordariomycetes; Hypocreales; Nectriaceae. The coding region runs from base 2166 to 3653 and encodes 495 amino acids.